Dictyostelium discoideum AX4 is the source of this 981-nucleotide messenger RNA. RefSeq lists its product as hypothetical. The transcript has 3 exons. The record is from RefSeq and is a predicted model, not a curated record. NCBI's taxonomy places the organism in Eukaryota, Evosea, Eumycetozoa, Dictyosteliales, Dictyosteliaceae. Bases 1 to 981 code for a protein of 326 amino acids.
AUGUCAACUAAAAAAUCAAAAACUACAACUACUACAACUACUUCAACACCAUCAAUUGAAAAACCAACAGAAGCACCAUCAAAAAAGAAACCAUCAGCAACAACUAAAAAAUCUAAAACCACCACAAAUGAAAAGCAACCAAUAGAAUCAAUAUGUUUUUACAAAGUAUUAGGUGUUGAAAAGACAGCAACUGAUUCAGAAUUAAAAAAAGCAUACUAUAAAAAAGCAAGAGAAGUACAUCCAGAUAAAAACAAUGGUCCAGAGGCAAAAGAAGAAUUUCAAAAACUUGGAAGAAUUUAUUCAAUUUUAAAAGAACCAUCAUCUAGAAAAUUUUAUGAUAAACAUGGUGAUGUUGAAGAUACUGGUUUAGGUGGAUUAAAAGGUGAAGAUUUAUAUAAUGCAUGGAUGGAACAAUAUAAUAUUGUUAGAGUUAGUGAAGAGAGAAUAAAAGAAUUCUUUAAACAACAAGAUAUGCAAAAGAAAUCAAGUGGUAAACAAGUUAGUAAAGAUGAAGAAGAUGAUUUAAUAGAUUUUUAUAAUAGACAAAGAGGUGAUAUGAAAAAUAUUAAAGAAUAUGUUAUUGGAUGUGAAAAUAAAAAAGAUGUUGAAAGAAUGUGUGAUCAUAUUAAAUUUUUAAUUUCAAAGAAAAAAGUUAAAAGUUAUCCAAUAUUCUUUACAAGUGGAUCAUUUUCAUCUAAAAAAUCAAUUGACGAAGCAAUGGUUGAUCAAGCUGAUGAAAAACCUGAAGAAGGUGAAGGUGAAGAAAUUGUUGAAGAAGAUGAAGAUGAUGAAGAUGAAAGUGAAGAAGAUGACGAUAGUGAAGAAGAGGAAGAGGAGGAGGAGGAAGAAGAAGAGGAACCAGUAAAAGUUUUACCAAAGAAAAGAGUUAUUACAAAAAAAGUUGUAAAAACACCAAUUUUAAAAAAACAGAAACCAACAAUUAUUAAAAAAACUGCAAAGAAAACUGCAUCAAAAAAAUAA